AUGGCGACAGCUACAGUGAGCGGCACCGGGUCGUCCGCGUCCACCGGGAGGAACGCGAAUGCCGCCGGACCCAGUCGGCGCUCUCCCGCUUCCCCUUCAGCUCUCCGACCAGUAGAGCGCGAGCGCGAUAUCUGGGGCUUGGGCCUGUCCUCUGAUCUUCCACCGACCCCUUCCCCUGCUCCGAGUCAGACACACUCCCGGCAGCCCUCCCUACUUCGCCGUCGACCCCUUAUACCGACCAACGGAGAUACUGGCGCCCAAGGCCAAGGACACCCGCUAUAUCGGACCGACUCUCCCCCGAGGCAUAGCGAGGACAGCUAUGUUGAGGUUCUGAGCGAUGUGUCUCGCCCGAAUCUCACGAGGCUGACUAGCGAUCUGGAGAGAAGGGCGGGUAGCAGUAGAGGGAAUGGAAGUGAGGAAGGGAGCCGGAAGGGGAGUUUGGACAUGCUCCGGAUGAGCACGAAUGAAGCGCAGGGAGGUGGAGAGGUAGAGGUGUUGAUACAUCAGGUCCAGCCCAAUGAGUCUCUAGCUGGAAUAGCGCUCCUCUACGGGAUAGAUCUCGCAACCCUUCGCAAGACCAACAAGCUCUGGCCGUCCGAUCCCGUCCAUCUCCGUCGACACCUCUACGUCCCGCUCGAAGCGUGCAAGUGGAACAAGGCGAGCGAAACGCUCAUACGCGGACCGGGGGAGGGGCAGGUCACGCUCGCUCCGAAGAACCCUGGGAACCGCAAGGGACGGGAGAGGGAGGUGACGCCGAAUCUCAUCGAUCUGACCGAUGACUCGGCAGAGAUGGAGAAGGGACAUCGGCGGGCUGUGUCUAUGGCGGUAGCAACGCAAUCGCCCUCCUUGUGGAAGCCACAGAUGACGCGCUCGACGAGCGAGGCGGCGUUGUCGGGUGAGGACGUCGAUCCUUGGAGCAGCUUCAGUCCCAUUGCUUCAGCUCAUUCGACCGGCGGAUGGGGAGAUACGCUAGACGAGCGACCUCCAUCUCCUCCCUCGCUCCCACACAUGGAACCAGCAGCAGGUCCACCUCACACUCGCACGGUCGAUAUAGUUCGUAUCCCAUCUUCACAGCUCCGCUUCUUCCCAAAACCCCCAAAACCUCCCGACUCUUCCCGCACCUCAUUCGACUCGGGCCCUCGUCCCCCAUCAUCCCUCCGCCCAAUCGUUCCCUCCUCCUCACCUCCUCUACCACCCCUAUCCAUCCAAAACGAUCUGAACUUCUCACACGAGACCGCCCCAUCCCGCAAAUCCAGCCUCACAGCGAGCUCGGGCGGGUCCAUGGUCCGCCUCCGCCCGCCCACAUCAGCCCCUUCGAGCGGCACAGGUCUCGCGGACAAGCUGUCAAACUUCUUCUUCAUCCCCCCUCCGCCGGCUGGAGGGCUAUCGGUGCCCCCUCCCAGAUCCCGUCCCAAUCCGGCGCGGAUAUCGCUCGAUUCGGCGCGGUCAAGCCCGAGAGGGAGCGUCAGGGGAAGCACGGCCGGCAGUCCCACUAUAGAGGCUGCGCGCCCGGCGGAGGAGGUGGAGAUGAUGCUCAGGGACAGGAGAGGGAGUGCGGAGACGCUGAGAGUGAAUGGAGGGAAGGGCAAGGGGAACGGGAAUGGGGUGUCGGGUGAUAGAAGGAAGCUAGAUUAA
Dioszegia hungarica is the source of this 1635-nucleotide messenger RNA. RefSeq lists its product as uncharacterized. The transcript is spliced from 3 exons. Lineage: Eukaryota; Fungi; Basidiomycota; Tremellomycetes; Tremellales; Bulleribasidiaceae. The coding region runs from base 1 to 1635 and encodes 544 amino acids. The record is from RefSeq and is a predicted model, not a curated record.